AGAGUGUCAGUUUGUUGUCUACAUCAGUGCUACCAACUCCAGUCAUGCGUUGUCUGAUUCUCGCAGCCUCCGUCCUCGUCUUUGUCUCCGCGCAGAGCGGAUCUGGUUUUCUACAGGGAAUCCGCGAUUGGUUCGCCAACAACAACAAAAACGACUUCACCAUCGACUUCGUUCACAACUACAGAUUUGAGGAACACGACAUCACGGGCCACCACCUGAUUGUUGCCAUCAGUGACGUCAGCUCUGACAGGUCAUGUCACCUAAUCGAAGUAACACCUGAUUGGGCAGCUGACCUGACAAAUGACGACAAGGUUCACAUCAUUAGUGAAGAGAUCUACCAGCUGAUUACCACCCACACUGCCCAGGAGACUGACCUGUCCAGCGAUGACCUCAAGAACAUCUACGGCGAUACUGACGCCAUCAGGGAAUGUGUCAACCACAAGGUGUUUGUCCUCACAUACAAGCCAAGCUACCUGACCUCAGGCUAGAGGGAACUGACCUCUGGCCAAAUACAACGAACCUCAGGUUAAUUUCGGUUAAAAGCUUUUUUUUUCUAAACUUUACAUAAUUCUUUUCCUCAUUGAACGACAUAGCACCAACAUGGUGACUGAAGAACACGACAAUCGGUAAAUGACUGGACUGAUGGUACUAACUCAUUCAACGACCGAGAUGACGACACGUGGGACUGAAGCAACGAAAUGUAAAUUUUUAAUAAAAAUCUUGAUCGCCA
Molecule: messenger RNA, 730 nt
Organism: Physella acuta
Lineage: Eukaryota; Metazoa; Mollusca; Gastropoda; Physidae
Source: RefSeq, a predicted model, not a curated record